This is a messenger RNA of Papaver somniferum (opium poppy), 957 nucleotides long. RefSeq names its product (-)-isopiperitenol/(-)-carveol dehydrogenase, mitochondrial-like. Gene Ontology annotation, molecular function: oxidoreductase activity. The transcript has a single exon. Bases 49 to 855 code for a protein of 268 amino acids. The record is from RefSeq and is a predicted model, not a curated record. Lineage: Eukaryota; Viridiplantae; Streptophyta; Magnoliopsida; Ranunculales; Papaveraceae.
UGGAUUUGCAAGCAACACCAUUUCUUUGCUUUUGGUUAAGAGGGAAAAAUGGCAGAAGUUAUUAGUGUUCAAAAUGAGAACAAGUUGGAAGGAAAAGUAAUUAUAAUCACCGCUGGAGCCAGCGGUAUUGGAGAGGCAACGGCGAGGUUAUUCGGCCAUCAUAACCCGAGGAUGAUUGUGAUUUCAGACAUCCAAGAUAAAUUAGGCCAGGAUGUAGUCACUUCCGUAGGUCCACAAAUGUGUUCCUACAUCCACUGUGAUGUCACCGGUGAAUUACAAGUCAAAUCAACGGUUGAUUCCACAGUGAAGCGCUACGGAGGACUCGAUAUCAUGUUUAGCAAUGCUGGGAUCGUGAACUUCAAUCAGCAAACAAUCCUUGAUCUAGACUUGUCUGCUUAUGAUCGUCUCAUGGCUAUCAAUGCUCGUGGGAUGCUUGCUUGUGUGAAGCACGCUGCGAGGGCCAUGGUUGACGGUGGGUCAAAAGGUAGCAUAGUGUGCACUGCUAGCAUUGCAGCAAGCUUACCGCUAGGCGGAUAUGUGGAUUACGGGAUGUCUAAGCAUGCAGUAUUGGGGUUGAUGAGAUCAGCUAGUGUACAGCUCGGCAAGUACGGCGUCAGUGUGAAUUGUGUAUCACCAUCAGCUCUUGGAACUCCAAUGACGUGCCAAGCCUAUGGAACUGAUGUAGAGGGCGUCGAGAAGAGGUUUCUGAGUUCAUGUGCUUUAGGAGGCGACGGGUUAGCUUUGAAGGCAAUUGCUAAUGCAGUGUUGUUCUUGGCUUCAGAUGAUUCUGCCUUCAUUACUGGCCAUGAUCUGGUUGUUGAUGGUGGCUACAUACCAUCUUCGUUAACCCACUAGUCUAAUUAUAAUCUGAGCUGCAAUCAUCUCUGUAUGACCCAAUUCUGUACUAUCAGAAUACUUAUCUUAUCCUAUCAAUAAAUGAGCUUUGAAUAGUAUGUA